AUGGCCGGACACGGGCUCUCAAACUGCUUCUUCUCACUGCGGGUCAGUGAUAGAGGCACCUGCAGAGGGCCCACGCCAGUGUGGCUUGACACUCAGGCCUGGUUAAGCACCCAGGGACCCCCUGGCAGGCUGAUGGUUCAGCCAAAGGUCGAUCCAGAUGGCUGCCCUGGCCCUGAGGUGUGGGGGGUACCUCUGGGCCCACCGCCUUACCAGUUCCAGGGUGGGAUGAUACCCUGCGGAACCUGGCUCAAAACCCAAGAGGCGGGACCCUGGCUCCAGAACCCUGCUGUGAGUGUCCUCCCCAGGCCCUGCACUGACCUUCAGUGCACCCCAAAUUUGGCACUGCCAGAGGAUGUCUCAGCCAUAAAGAAAGAGAUCGAGCAGCUUGCCAAAGAGCUGAGACAGAAGAGGCUGGCCCUGGGAUACUCGCAGGCCGACGUGGGGUUCUCCAUGGGGGCUCUCUUCGGAAAGAUGCUCAGCCAGACAACCAUCUGCCGCUUCGAGGCUCAGCAGCUAAGCCUUGCCAACAUGUGGAAGCUACAACCACUGCUGAAGAUGUGGCUGAAGGAAGUGGACACCGAGAACCUUCUGGGCUUAUGCAAAAUGGAGACAAUCAUGCAGCAGUCUCGGAAACAAAGACGUGCAAGCAAGGAGAAGCGAAUUGGAAACAUCCUGGAAAACCUCUUUCUGCAAUGCCCAAAGCCUACACCCCAGCAGAUGAGCAUCAUUGCAGGACGACUCCGGCUGCAGAAGGACCUGGUGCGAGUUUGGUUUUAUAACCGGAGUAGGAUGGGCAGUUGGCCAUUUAGUGCCGCGUUCCCACUGGGGAAUGUGGGGCUGGCUGGGCCUCCUGUCCCAGGGGGACCGGUGUGCUUUCCUCUGGCAACAGGGGUCCACUUUGGUUUCCCCUACCAAGGAGUCCCCUACCUCACACCCUUGUACUCCCCUACCCCUAUCUCUGCAAGGGGACCCCUCCUCUCUGCCCAUGCCAGCGUUCUGGGCUUCCCAGUGCUUUCAAUCUGA
This is a messenger RNA of Elephantulus edwardii (Cape elephant shrew), 1023 nucleotides long. RefSeq names its product POU domain class 5, transcription factor 2 (gene POU5F2). The transcript has a single exon. Bases 1 to 1023 code for a protein of 340 amino acids. Gene Ontology annotation, molecular function: DNA-binding transcription factor activity, RNA polymerase II-specific; RNA polymerase II cis-regulatory region sequence-specific DNA binding. Gene Ontology annotation, biological process: regulation of transcription by RNA polymerase II. The record is from RefSeq and is a predicted model, not a curated record. NCBI's taxonomy places the organism in Eukaryota, Metazoa, Chordata, Mammalia, Macroscelidea, Macroscelididae.